AUAUUUUUUUCAAGUGAAUGUGUGAGUUUUAAGCUAAAAUCAAGGAAAUAUAUUUCUCAUCUGGAUUAUCAAAGGAUGAAGGACAGCCUCUCCACGAGCAGCGCAGCAGGGAUGCCAGCGGGAACAGGAACUGGAGGAACUGGAGGCAGUGCCACGCCCACGGCACCCACAACGCCCUCAGCAGGAGGAGGUGGAGGAGGAGGAGUAGGAGCUGGAGGAGCAGGAGGAGGAGCAGGAGGAGCAGGAACUGGAGCCACCACAGCCGCUGCAGCAGAUCCGCAGCAGACCCCGCAACAGCGUGGCAAAAGCAACAUCCAUGAGCUGCGCAAUCAGGACUAUGUGAGUCGCCUGAUGGCCGCCACUCCGCCAUAUCUGUACUCGGCGCCCGUGGGUCCCAACAACUUUUUCUUCAGCGACAUGCUGCGCUCCCUGGUCCAGGCCAGGAACAAUGAGACAGCGCGAGUGCUGCAGCUGCAACAGCAGCAGGCACAGCAGCAACAGCAGCAACAUCAGCAACAACAGCAGCAGCAACACCAUCAGGCCUCGCUGGUGCGACGUCCAAGGAAGCGAUCCUGGUCACAUCGUCCCUACUACGAGCAGCUGCGCGAGCGACGCGAGGCGGAGGAGAAGCAACAACAGCAACAGCAGCAGCAACUGCAGCAGCAGCCGGAGAAGCCCCUAGAGCUGACCAACAAGUCCCUGGCCACACCCACUACCGCUGCCACACCCACUCCCCCCUAUGGCUAUGCCAAGCUGGAGACCAAGCCAGCAGCCCUGCCGCCGCCACCCAAAACCCUAGCCACGGGUCUUGGUCUCGGCCUGGGACUUGGUGGCGCUGUGGACUCUGCUCUGCAGGAUAAUACACCGCCGGCGGCUUCAUUGCCACCGCAGGAUUUGGUUUUGCCACCGCCACCGCCCGUGUGGUAUCCACCUUUGUAUGCACCCUACGGCAUCGAUCCGCUGCACUUCUUCAUUGAUCUGCGAGUCUCUGGGCACAUUUACGAUCGCAAAAAGGAGAAUGUGUCGCCUUUGUCGGCCAGCAAUAAUGCCAUUGGCGAGGAGGGUUCAUCCACCACCACUACCACCACCUCAUCCUCUGCCUCCUUAGGUGGCAAUCUUUUGAGCAAGCAGCGUCAUGGCUCCGCCUUCACAGUGCCCAUACCAAAGGCUGCUCAGAGUGAUGCCAUUAAUUUGUGUGCCAAUCCCAAUGGGGGAGGAGGAGCAGGAGGAGCUGGUGGAGCCACCUCCCCCACCAGUGUCAGUGUCUUGGGCAGCAAAUUCGAGCAUUAUGCCAAGUACUAUGACCUUGGGGAGACCAAAGAGAAUCAGCCCACGGCCACAGCCUCCAGUACGGUGGCCGCCAAUCAUCUCUCGGCAGCCGCCGCCGCCGCUGCUGCCGCCGCCAAUCUGUCCAAGUCCAGUGCCAGCUAUAUGCUCCAGCAUCUGCCGCGCCUCUACAGCCAGUUUGCUGCCCAUCAUCAGGCCCAGGUGCAGCAGAACCAGGACACGGAGUCUGCCAAAUCGGAUUCGGUCUCGGCCUCGGUCAGCGCCUCGCUUUCGGUGCCGGAUCUCUGUGAUGAGGAUUCCAUGGGCAGGGGUUCCAGCGACACGGCUGUGGGUCCUGGCGGUGGUUGCCUGGGCGAGGGCGAUGGUGAGGGUGAGGGCGAGGGCUCUGGCGGUGGGCAGGGCAACUGUGACAUCGAUGUGGAGAUCAUAGACUCCAUCAAGUACCGAACGGAUGGGGAGAGUAGUCGCUAUUCCAGCAACGACGAGGCCUCCAUCACGCAGAUCGAUUGA
This is a messenger RNA of Drosophila kikkawai, 1797 nucleotides long. The record is from RefSeq and is a predicted model, not a curated record. NCBI's taxonomy places the organism in Eukaryota, Metazoa, Arthropoda, Insecta, Diptera, Drosophilidae.